AUGGCUUCCACAAAUGUUGAAUUCACGUGCUAUGUUGGCAAUUUGGAGUCGGACACAGAAGAAAAUGAUCUUAAGAAUGCAUUUUCUCAGUUUGGUGACGUUAUACAUUCUAAUGUCAUUUGCGAAAGAGAUUAUGAAUAUUUUGAUUAUGAAAACGGCUACGAAUAUGACCUUCCGGUCUCUGUGACAACGAGGAAGGUAUAUGGAUUUGUUAGUUUCAAAGAUGAGAAAUCAAUGAAGGAUGCCAUUAAGGGUUAAAGACCAUUAAUGUUCAACAGUCUCACUCAUCUCGCAGGAGUCGUCCUCGUCAUGAAGGUGGACGUGUUGGUUCGAAAAGGUCUUAGAAGAUCAAAAUGGUUAUAUAAGAAAUAAGGUUUGGUAUCAAUUAUCAAAAAAAAAUAAGAAAAUAAAAUAAGAUUUAAGUCUUUGUAACCAGUAUUCUAGAAGGUGGUGCUUUGAAUAAAGUGGUA
Molecule: messenger RNA, 470 nt
Organism: Arabidopsis thaliana (thale cress)
Lineage: Eukaryota; Viridiplantae; Streptophyta; Magnoliopsida; Brassicales; Brassicaceae
Product: RNA-binding (RRM/RBD/RNP motifs) family protein
Exons: 2
Coding region: 1-258 (85 amino acids)
Molecular function (GO): RNA binding; nucleic acid binding
Source: RefSeq, marked reviewed